Messenger RNA from Physcomitrium patens, 1143 nucleotides. RefSeq names its product small ribosomal subunit protein uS3x. Gene Ontology annotation, biological process: translation. The record is from RefSeq and is a predicted model, not a curated record. Gene Ontology annotation, cellular component: nucleus; cytosolic small ribosomal subunit. Lineage: Eukaryota; Viridiplantae; Streptophyta; Bryopsida; Funariales; Funariaceae. Gene Ontology annotation, molecular function: structural constituent of ribosome; RNA binding.
CUUACGAUUCAUCUAAGGAGCUAGGGUUUCAUAGAGGACGCUGCUUCCACAGGACUCCUCCUCUUUCGCUCGCACGCCCUCCCGGUUGCAAGCUCUCGCUAGGUCGCGCCCUCGUCAUUUCGACGCCACCAUGGCCACUCAAAUGAGCAAGAAACGAAAGUUCGUAGCGGAUGGAGUCUUCUUUGCGGAGCUGAACGAGCUUCUCACCCGGGAGCUUGCUGAAGAUGGGUACUCUGGCGUGGAAGUGCGCGUCACUCCCAUGCGUACCGAGAUCAUCAUCCGUGCCACUCGCACCCAGAACGUGUUGGGUGAGAAGGGACGUAGGAUCAGGGAGUUGACCUCCGUUGUCCAGAAGCGUUUCCAGUUUCCGGAGGGCACCGUUGAGUUGUAUGCCGAGAAGGUGAACAACAGGGGUCUGUGCGCCAUUGCUCAGGCUGAGUCGCUGCGGUACAAGCUUCUUGGAGGUCUUGCUGUGCGCAGGGCGUGCUACGGAGUGUUGAGGUUCAUUAUGGAGAGCGGUGCUAAGGGUUGUGAGGUCAUUGUCAGUGGCAAGCUGCGUGCCGCUAGGGCCAAGUCUAUGAAGUUCAAGGACGGCUACAUGAUUUCAUCCGGAAGCCCUGUCAAUGAUUACAUCGACAGUGCUGUUAGGCACGUCAUGUUGCGUCAGGGAGUUUUGGGUAUCAAGGUCAAGAUCAUGCUCGACUGGGAUCCCAAGGGCAAGCAAGGACCUAUGACUCCACUUCCAGAUGUGGUCACCAUCCAUAUGCCCAAGGAGGAGGAAGAGUUUGCUCACAAGCCCCAUGUAGGGAAGGAAGCAGAGAUGUAAAACAGGACGUUGAGUCCCAUGUUUCUUUCUGAUUUGAGUGUAAAAUCCUCUAUGUAAUGAAGUCCAAAGUAUCAAUAUGACUCAUCGACUUAGAUGUCAAGUGGAGCUCAUUGAUUGCACUAGUGGAUCGCACAUAGUUUCACCGAUUCAGUAGACACAUGGCGUUCUGUGUGGAUGUUAACGCCACUCUUAUUUCAUGAAGAGGUAUGCGGCUAACUUGAUACGUAAGAACUUAUGCAUCGCAUGAUUGUACAACCAGCUGGAAAAUUGAAGAGACAUGAACUGAAAACACUUGUUUCUGUUUGCUCCUUCUGCAA